AUGGCGGCGGCCGGCCGGCUGCGGCGGCGGCUGCUGUUGGCGGUGCCGUGGCGCUGGCGCUGCAGCCCCCGCCGCGGGGGUGCCGGCUGCCCGCUGGCGGGGCAGGUCCGCGCCACCUUCCUCCGCUUCUUCCAGGAGCGCCACGGCCACCGCCGCCUGCCCUCGGCCCCCGUGCGGCCCCGCGGCGACCCGGGCCUCCUCUUCGUCAACGCGGGCAUGAACCAGUUCAAGCCCAUUUUUCUGGGCACGGUGCACCCCCGGAGCGAGCUGGCACAGCACCGGCGGGUGGUGAACAGCCAGAAGUGCGUGCGCGCGGGAGGGAAGCACAACGACUUGGAGGAUGUGGGCCGAGAUACUUACCAUCACACGUUCUUCGAGAUGCUGGGGAACUGGUCCUUUGGGGAUUACUUUAAGGAGGAGGCAUGUAGCAUGGCCUGGGAGCUCUUGACAGAGGUCUACGAGAUCCCCAGAGAUCGUCUCUAUGUCACCUAUUUUGGCGGAGACUCCUCACUGGGGCUGAGCGCAGAUGAGGAGUGCAGGGACGUAUGGCUCCACCUGGGGGUGCCUGCCAGUCACGUGCUUCCUUUUCCGUUGAAGGACAACUUCUGGGAGAUGGGGGACACAGGUCCCUGCGGUCCCUGCACGGAGAUCCACUAUGACCACGUGGGUGGUGGCAGAAAUGCUGCGGCACUGGUGAACCAGGGCAGCCCCGAUGUAGUGGAGAUCUGGAACCUGGUCUUCAUGCAGUAUAGCAGAGAGGCGGAGGGAAAUCUGCUUCCCUUGCCACAGCACCACGUGGAUACAGGAAUGGGCCUGGAAAGGCUGGUGACAGUUCUGCAGAACAAACGCUCCAACUACGACACAGAUCUCUUCACUCCCAUCUUGGAUGCCAUUCACAAGGGCUGCGGGGGCCGAUACCAAGGUCUGGUCGGGGAUGCUGAUGUUGGGCGUGUGAAUAUGGCCUACCGUGUGGUGGCAGAUCAUGUGCGCACCUUGUGCGUGUGCAUCACAGAUGGCGUCUACCCAGGCCUCUCCGGAGCAGAACUGGUGCUGCGUCGGAUCCUGCGCAGGGCUGUCCGCUUUUGCUCUGAAGUCCUUCGCGCUCCACCUGGGCUCCUGGCCUCCCUGGUGCCUACCGUAGUGGAAGUGCUGGGAGAUGCUUAUCCAGAGCUGACGAAGAAUGCAGACCAGAUCAUGGAUAUCAUCAAUGAGAACGAAGCAGCUUUUCUGUCCUCCCUCGAGCGUGGGAGGCGCAUCAUUGAGCGGACAGUGCAGCAGAUGGAGCCCUCCACAAAUUUCCCAGCUGAAGUAGCCUGGUCUCUUUAUGGGAAUUUGGGAUUCCCUCUGGAUCUGAUUGACUUGAUGCUUGAAGAAAAGGGAAUCAGUUUGGAUUCAGCUGCUUUUAACGAACUUGCUCUGGAAGAUGCAAAGCGGAAGGCUGGUGGCCCGCAGGCAGGACAGCUGGAGGACACAAACACGCGCCUUGAUGUGCACUCGCUGGCUCAGCUGCGGAGCAAUGAUGUGCCUGCUACUGAUGACUCUCCAAAGUACGCCUACACACUUGGGCAGGACGGGCAGUACGAGUUCAGCCCAUGCCAGGCCACUGUCCUGAUGCUGUACAGAGAUCAGUCUCUCCAGAAGGAGGUUGGGGCAGGGCAACGCUGUGGUGUCAUCUUGGACAGGACUAACUUCUAUGCAGAGCAGGGUGGACAAGCCUCUGACCAAGGCUACAUGAUACGUUUAGGACAGCAGGACAUACUCUUCCCUGUAGAGUCAGUUCGUGUCUGUGGUGGUUACGUGAUCCAUGAGGUCACUGCUGUGGAAACCCUGCGUGCUGGUGACCAAGUGCAGCUCUUUGUGGAUGAGGCCCAGCGGCUGGCCUGCAUGACUAACCACACUGCUACCCACCUGCUGAACUUUGCGCUCCGCCACGUCCUGGGUGACAACACAGAGCAACGAGGGUCCCAUGUGACAGCAGAGCGGCUGCGCUUCGACUUUGAUACCAAGGGCCCUGUGACUGUGGAGCAGCUGCAGCAAGUGGAACAAGUGGUCCAGGAUGUGAUCAAACGAAAUGAGCUUGUGCAUAUGGCUGAGGUCCCCCUCACACUGGCAAGAAGAGUUCAGGGACUCCGUGCGGUGGAUGAGGGGUAUCCAGAUCCAGUGAGGAUAGUGUCCCUGGGGGUCCCUGUGGAGAGUGUGCUGGCCCGCGACUCUGAGGCUGCAAUGCAGACCUCUGUGGAGCUCUGCUGUGGGACGCACCUUCUACAAACAGGAGCUGUGGAAGAUCUGGCCAUCAUCAGUGAGCGUCAGCUUGUUAAAGGGAUUAGCCGUGUCAUUGCAGUGACAGGGGGACAAGCCAAACAGGCCCGGGAAGUAGGCCAGUGCUUGGCUCUGGAAGUGGACUCUGUCUCCCUACGAAUGAAGCAGAGGACCACCUCUAUUCCUGAGAUGCAGAACCUUUCUAAAGAAGUGGGCCAGUUGACCAAAGUGGUGGCUAGCACUGCAAUGCCCCAGUGGCAAAGAAAAGAACUACAGACCAUCCUCAGAGCGCUACAGCGAACAGCCAACACGGCCAUCAAGAAACUGGAGGUGCAGCAGGCUGAAGAGAAGGCACAAAGCCUGCUAGCAAAACAUUGCAACCAACCUGUCAUCAUUGAUACUGUCCCAGCUGACUCCCUCUCUAUCCUAAUGAAGGUAGUGAACCAGCUGUGUGACAAGUCUCCCGGCACAUCAGUCCUUCUGCUCAGCCCUCAGGCUUCUGGUGAGGUGUUCUGUGCCUGUCAGGUGUCCAAGAAUUGCCUCCCCGUGUUCUCUGCUGCUGACUGGGCCGUGGCUGUCUGUACACAGAUGGAAGGGAAGGCAGGAGGUUCUCCCAUCGUCGCUAAGGGCAGUGGAAACACCAAGGGCCUGCAGGGAGCCCUUACUACUGCACUGGAGUUCGCUCAGAGUAAACUCUGAAAUAACUGUGAUGCUUUGGUGGCAGGACAAUUGUAUGCAGACAAGCUGCAAGCUACGUGGACGCUUGAUGCAGAGCACACAUUGUACUCUGCUGAUCUGAAAGGUUUAGUAGCUCCCACACUGAACAUUGCUGCAACGACUGCAUUGGAGCAUUUGGCUUCUGGCCAUCAGGGAUCAGCAGAAACCCCGCUCCUGAUCCCACUGACAGAAUGAUGCUGCCUGUUCUCAGCAUGGACAUAUGGGGAUUGAGUCUCAGAAAGCACCAGUUGCAGCAGCAGAUCCUGCUGCUUCUGGAACAGUGCAGUUCUUGCCACAAGACCAGCACUGAGAGGCUCCAUGAGAGCUUGGGGAGAUGGCACAGUGUUAUCCUAAAGCCAUUAAAUGGCAGAGAGU
Messenger RNA from Gymnogyps californianus (California condor), 3351 nucleotides. RefSeq names its product alanyl-tRNA synthetase 2, mitochondrial (gene AARS2). Gene Ontology annotation, cellular component: mitochondrion; cytoplasm. The record is from RefSeq and is a predicted model, not a curated record. Gene Ontology annotation, molecular function: nucleic acid binding; aminoacyl-tRNA deacylase activity; amino acid binding. Gene Ontology annotation, biological process: tRNA modification; alanyl-tRNA aminoacylation. Lineage: Eukaryota; Metazoa; Chordata; Aves; Accipitriformes; Cathartidae.